AUGGGGCUCAAAGGAAAAAUAUCACGACUGCACAAAGGCAAUUCCUCAAUAGCUGACUACAUGCGUGAAGUUCGGCAAAUCGUUGACACACUGUCUAUUCUAGAUAAGGAGCCAGAUCUUGAUGAGGUAACCGUUCACGUGUUAAAUGGUCUGGACAACGAUUAUAAGGACAUAGCUGCUGCCAUUAAUGCAAGAGAUACAUCUCUCACAAUAGAUGAACUUCAAGAGAAGCUUGAAGCAACCGAGUUCCAAAUCAAGGCUAACCUAACACCUCACCAACUUUCCUCUCCAGUCACUGCCAACUACACUACCAACAAGCCAUCAAACCAUUAUAACAGCCGCAAUAAGAAUAGCAACUCUCGGUCUCAAUUUAAUACCAACCAGCCGUCCCACAGCAAUUCACAAUUCGCCCCUGCUCAGUUCUCUCAAAACUACAGGCCUAACAAUUAUAAGGGUAAAUGUCAGCUAUGUCAAGAAGUGGGUCACUCGGCAAAGUUUUGUCAAAAAUGGCGCAGUACACCUAUUCAGAACAACUCACCUGGUGCUUAUCCUCCAAGGCAACAACGACAAUUUCGGCCUUUUUCGCCAUCUGCCUAUGUUGCAGCACAAGCUUCCCCCAGCUCAUCCGAUUGGCUAUUGGACUCCGGAUCUGCACACGGGGAAGCCAGUUCUGCGAGGAGGAAUUAA
This is a messenger RNA of Fraxinus pennsylvanica, 687 nucleotides long. The record is from the annotation of a GenBank genome assembly. Lineage: Eukaryota; Viridiplantae; Streptophyta; Magnoliopsida; Lamiales; Oleaceae.